Molecule: messenger RNA, 1370 nt
Organism: Mytilinidion resinicola
Lineage: Eukaryota; Fungi; Ascomycota; Dothideomycetes; Mytilinidiales; Mytilinidiaceae
Product: S-adenosyl-L-methionine-dependent methyltransferase
Exons: 8
Coding region: 6-1079 (357 amino acids)
Molecular function (GO): methyltransferase activity
Source: RefSeq, a predicted model, not a curated record
GGACUAUGUCGGUCAGCUCGUCCGUCUACGAUUACAGAUAUGAGAACGGACGCAGGUACCAUGCCUACUCAGAGGGGACAUAUCUCGUUCCAAACGAUGAACUAGAGAAGGAUCGGCUCGACUUACAACAUCACACCUUUAGACUGACUGUAGACGGUGCUCUCUACAUAGCUCCCAUCCCGAAAGACGUCCAAAAUGUCCUUGACGUAGGCACGGGCACGGGCAUCUGGGCAAUCGAAUUUGCCGACGAGCAUUCUAGCGCUACAGUACUUGGCACCGACCUGAGUCCUAUCCAGCCAGACAGCGUCCCUGCAAACUGCAGUUUCCUAAUCGACGACGCCGACCAUGAGUGGCUCUUCCGAACCAAAUUCGACUUCAUCCAUGCCCGUGCCAUGAUGGCUGCCUUCAAAGACUGGCCACGCUUCUUCCAACAAUCUUUCGCUAAUCUCAAUCCCAACGGGUUCCUUGAACUACAGGAGUUCCACCUCCCCCCAAUCUGCGCCUCCAACGCCUCCCUCAACACUUACCCCGCAAUUUCCCCAAACCCCAUCAUAGCAUGGGGCCAGCAUCUCUCCUCGGCUGGCUUAAAGAUCGGCCUCGAUUUCUCCGCCGCGGCCUCCUUCGGCCUCUUACUGCAAGCCGCCGGCUUCGUCGACAUCCACCAGAGGAAGCUGAAGUGGCCGUACGGGCCCUGGGCUAAAGGCGACAAGUUCAAAUUAUUAGGGAAGUAUGCGAGGCAGGAUUUGAAUGAUGGGUUGGGGAGUAGUACGUUGGCGCUCUUUACGCGGGUGCUGGGGUGGAGUAGGGAGGAGGUGGAGGUGUUUAAUGCUGGGGUGAGGAAGGAGUUAAGAGAAGGGGUUGAGGGUGUGUGGCAGAACGUGGUCUUCUGGUAUGCACGCAAACCGGUUCCGGGUGAGGAUGUGGGCGAGCAGACUAUUACGGUUGAGCAGACGGAGCUGGAGAUCGAUGAGGAGUUCCUUGCGGGACGGCGGAAGAAGAUGGAGGAUGCUAAGGUGACAUCGACGCAGGCUGAAUCUUCGGAUUCCAUAAGGAAGGGGUAUGAGGUGCCGAGCUCAUAAAAUAAGGCGUAAACUUCAUAAACUACCACUUGGCAUUUACAUUUACGUGGACAGUACGCGCACGGAGCCUCUUCAGUACUCAAUGACGUCGUAUAGUCCGCGCUUCCCUAAAUGGCAACUCUUGGCCGCCAAGACUCGCGCAGCUGUUGAACGUAGAGCCUCUGAAUUUUUGGCGAUUUCGAGGCCACAACCACCUUUCUGCACAUAACUCAACAACCACACCUUGUACUACAAAUUUGAAAUCGGGACUGGACUCUUCUAGGUACGUAGAAUGACUCGUGAAAUUUUGGA